GGGUUUAGGAACGGCUUAGGUGCCGAAUUGACGUUUCCUGUGCGUGACAUGAGAGCCAAAGGUACUUCAGCGUCGCUGCAUUGAAGAUCGAAGGAUAAUACAAAAUCCACAAUGUAACAGUUUCUUCUAACUGUGGUUAAUAGUUAAUUAAGUAAUGCUAUGUGUUAUAUGUACUAUAUUCAAUAUAUGCGUCAGUAAAGCGACUCGCAUAAAAAUGAACGUAAACAUAAAGCGAAUUUACGACUGAACCAAGAGAAAAGAUAAAUUUAUAAACUGAUAUAUGUAUACCCUACUGACAAUGAGAGAUGCGGACCAAAGGUCUACUCUUCUUUCUCAUUUGCAUUGUCGGCAGUAGUAUUCUUUUCGUCGCUCUCAGUAAUCAGCGACCAUCAAUACAAACUCUAGUUACCGAAACACACAAACAACUACGAAGUUUUCAGGAAAACUUGAAAGAUGUGGAAGAGAAAAGGCUGGUUACCGAUUCAAAGUAUCUUGCAUUGCUUGGCCUGGACCAUGAAUUUAACACUACUCCGAUUGUGCCCAGUCAAAACGUAACCAUUGUUACACUGCUGCGUCCUGGAAACGAGCAGCAAAUAUAUGGUUUCAUUAAGAAUGUUACCCACUUCUUGCCAAAUUACAGUAUCGUGAUAUACAGCGUUGGGCUGAAUGAUGAUGUGUUACUGAAUGUUAAGUCAACUUGUAACAGCAGCAAAUGUAGCGUGGCUCAGUUUGACUUGAGCCCUUACCCUGCUCACACAGAAGAUGAUAGAUUACACGUUUAUAGGCCUUUGGUUAUACAGACAGCCCUAAAUACACUAGGGAAUAUAUUUUACAUGGAUUCAAAUGUGCGUUUGAAUUCGUCCGAGAUAUCAGCGUAUCUGUUUCCAAAAUAUGGGUUUCUUACAUGGCCAACAAAACACGCAACAAGUUCCUUGACUCAUCCAAAGAUGUACGAGUAUUUUCAUACCUCUGUUGAAAGCUUCUUUUUCCUCCCGUUGAUAAGGGCUUCGUACUUAGUUAUUAGUAACACCAAAAAAAUAAGGGAAAAUGUAAUGUUACCAUGGGUACAGUGUGCUUUAACGAGGGACUGCAUAUGCCCCAUAGGUGCUCAAUCAGCUGGCUGUAGAUUCAAUAAAAAGCCCCAGUACCGUUAUUCCGGUUGCCAUGCGUAUGACACAUCAGCAUUGAACAUAGUGCUUGGGCUUUAUUUUAAAUUUGAUGAUACUUGUUAUGUCCAUCGAAGUCAAAAGACUUUUUUCAACACAAUCCAACCGGAAGAAGUGAUGGAGGAAUAUUUAGCGAUAGCAAGACAGAACAAUGUUACAGAAAGUAAUAUCAGAAGCCUAAUUUCUACAGAGCAUUAACAUGUUUUGCAAUCCACAUUAUAAUUCAACUUUCAACAAAUAUAGUACAACUCGUAUGCAAAUUCAACAAAAAUUCUCUGCUUUUGUCCAUUAGUAUUAAACAUUCUUAAUGAAAACCAGCAGUGAUCUCAAAAUAAAUAUUGAGUUUUCUCCUAUCAUGUUCCAUUCUUCAAUUUCUCAAGACCAUGUAAAGAAGUUUAGUAUGAAUCCCUAAAUACAAGUUCUGAAAAAACCUCAG
Messenger RNA from Diprion similis, 1602 nucleotides. RefSeq lists its product as uncharacterized. The coding region runs from base 306 to 1364 and encodes 352 amino acids. The record is from RefSeq and is a predicted model, not a curated record. NCBI's taxonomy places the organism in Eukaryota, Metazoa, Arthropoda, Insecta, Hymenoptera, Diprionidae. The transcript has 4 exons.